Impatiens glandulifera is the source of this 1570-nucleotide messenger RNA. RefSeq lists its product as uncharacterized. The record is from RefSeq and is a predicted model, not a curated record. The coding region runs from base 500 to 1381 and encodes 293 amino acids. The transcript has 2 exons. NCBI's taxonomy places the organism in Eukaryota, Viridiplantae, Streptophyta, Magnoliopsida, Ericales, Balsaminaceae.
CGCUUUCAAUUUUCAUCAUCUUUGCUGCAAUGGAGUAGCUAACGUGUAGAAACCCAGCUUUCUUCUUCCAGCAGCAGUUUGCUUUAUUGCUGUUUUCUCUCUCCAUAGUUGCAGGUUUCUUUUUAGGGUGUGCAGUUACCUUUCGUUUUCUCUAUUAUGCAUUGAUAGAUACAUGAGAAGUCCGAGUUGCUCUGUUGGUCCUUGGCUGCUGGGUAUUGAAAGUGAUAUUAGUCAUUGAUGGUCUCAUUUUUGUCUCUUCUUAUCCGCGUUUUUACUGUUUUAUGUUAGAAUUGUGGAUGGGUUCGACUUUGGAGGGCCCUAUCUUACAUCUCUAUCUCGCUCAGAUUUAGGGGUUUUUUUUGCAGGAAGGAAUGCAUCUCAAUUACCUCUCUUUUCAUUUACCUCCCGAUCAGAUCAGAUCGGAUUGAGCUUUUCAACAAUACCCAUUCCGAGAUUUAACGAUUGAGAAGUCAGCUCUUCAACUUCAUCAAUUUCAAUCAUGAAGGAUUUCCCUUCUUGUUUCGGUGAAAAUGCGGUUCAAGUUUCGGAUUUUUCGUCCUCCAGUAGCAACAAAAGUGCUCAUAAUUUGGUGACGAGUGUUUAUCAGUGCAGAUUUGGUCGUCGUUCCUGCUUGAUUACAGUUGGGUGGAGUAAAAACUUGAUGGGUCAAGGCUUUAGUGUUGGAAUUGACGAUAAUAGGGAUCAAUGUCUUUGUAAGAUUGAUGUAAAACCCUGGUUGUUCUCUAAGAGGAAAGGACUUAAAACUGUUGAAGCAUAUUCAAGUAAGAUUGAUAUUUAUUGGGAUCUAUCCUCAGCUAAGUUCGGAUCAGGACCUGAACCAUAUGAGGAUUUUUUUGUUGCAAUUGUUAGCAAUCAAAAAAUGAUUUUGCUUCUAGGAGACAUGCCAAAAGAAGCCUACAAGAAAACAGUUGCCACACAUUCUUCAAGUAGUAGUGCUCAUCUGUUUUCCAAAAGAGAACAUAUUUAUGGGAAGAAGAUUUUCAACACUAAGGUUCGAUUCCUCAACAAUGGCCAGCUCCAUGACCUUGUAGUUGAGUGUGAUACUGUCGGUGUUGAUGAACCAUGUCUGGUGAUACGAGUAGACAACAAAAACGUUAUGCAGGUGAAGAGGCUGCAAUGGAAAUUUCGGGGUAAUCAUACUAUUUUGGUUGAUGGAAUAGCCGUGGAAGUAUUUUGGGAUGUUCAUAACUGGCUUUUCAGUUCAUCACAUGGAAAUGCGGUUUUUAUGUUCAAGAGCAACCUCAUGUCUGACCAAGAUUCACCUUCUUUAUCUUGGUCUUGGUCGUCUCAAAGAGCUCUUGAUACCCGAACGCAAAAUCAUGGUCUCUCGCUGGUUUUAUAUGCUUGGAAGAGUGAAUAAUGAUUCUUCAAGUGAACACUCUCUAACAAACACUUUCCUCUACUUGUGAUUGAUUUAGUUAAUGUAUGAAAUAGAUUAUGAUUCCAUUUGUUGUCUUAUUUGUUCUUAUUGACUGAGAAUCUUGCGCAACUUAAUCAAUCAUACAAAAGAAAUGUUAUUAUUAUUGAUUAAGUUUAAUUGCUUGUUAGA